This is a messenger RNA of Phoenix dactylifera (date palm), 2530 nucleotides long. RefSeq names its product structural maintenance of chromosomes protein. The record is from RefSeq and is a predicted model, not a curated record. Lineage: Eukaryota; Viridiplantae; Streptophyta; Magnoliopsida; Arecales; Arecaceae.
GUCCUUCUCUCCAGCGGCACCCACUGGUUAUAUCUAGACUCCCGGAUUCCACGGCGGGUCUCCCUCCCUCACCGCCAUGCGGGCCCGCUGACUCCUUCUCCCUCGUCUCCCCCAAUCCCCCCACCCCCACGCAAUCCCUUCUCUUCUAUUCCCCUCUCUCGGUCUCUUUUCCUCACCUUUCCCUGCUCUCCUCCUCUUCUUCGUCUUUAUCUGAACCCUAGGUUACGGAUUCUGCUCGUCAAUGUCGUGGCUGAGAUCGGCUGUCAACAAAGCCGUCGAGGUCGGCGGAAAGAACAACCUCACCCGCACCGUCAAGAACUAUGCCGACACCGUCGUCCACCACGCCGGCCAGGCUGUCGUCGGCGGCGCCAAGAUUAUCCAAGACCGCAUGGGAAUGCGGAAUUACAAAAGCUUCAAGCAUACUGUGAAAAGAUUGGAAGAAGUUGCGGUAACUUGCAGAGGAGAAGAGAGAGUCCAGCUAUUAAGGAGAUGGUUGGUCGCACUCAAAGAAAUUGAGAGAUUAUCUGGAGGUUCAGUGGAUGAUAAGACUCCUGAGCAGCCUACAUCAUCCGACGAGCCCAAUUUGUCUCCUAGAAAUGCUUCUUCGAUUUUGUUUUUUGAUUCUGAUAUGUGGGGCGAGCCCAUGAAUUUCCGUGACGUGUUUCUUCAUAGUCAAGCUCUUGAAGGCAUCACAUUGUCCAUGAUUCUGGAAGCUCCGAAUGAGGAAGAAGUUUCUUUGCUCUUGGAAAUUUUUGGACUCUGUUUUACAGGAGGGAAGGAAGUCCAUAAUGCAAUUAUGAGUAGUAUACAGGAUCUAGCAAAAGCAUUCUCAAGUUACCAAGAUGAAGUAUUGGUAAAACGAGAAGAGUUGCUUCAGUUUGCUCAAGGUGCUAUUUCAGGACUUAAAGUAAAUGCUGAGCAAUCAAGACUAGAUGCUGAAGUCUCAAUUCUACGGAAAAGGAUAGACAAAGCGGAAGCAUUGCAAGCCCUGUCAGUUGAGGAUCAUGAUAGCGCAUCAUCUGAAAAGACUCCUCUUCCUACUGUGGAGGCUCUAAAAGCAGCACUGGCAGAAGUUCGCCUAUGCUUUAGACUGGAAGCGCUCUUACUAAAGAAGAAAUCCAUAAACAAUGGGGACUCACUAGAAAUUCAUUCUCAAAAGGUUGAUAAGUUGAAGGUUCUAGAAGAAUCACUUGCCAACUCUUGCUCCAAGGCAGAAAAACGAAUACUAGAUCAAAGGCAUCAGAAAGAGGAGGCUCUCAACUUUCGUGUGGCCAAAGCCAAUGAAGUUAGUGAGAUGGAGAAGGAAUUGGUCACUGAGAUUGCUGGUCUGGAGAAGCAAAGAGAUGAGCUAGAGGCUGCAUUGAAGAAAGUUAAUAUUUCUUUGUCGGCUGCUGUUGCACGCCUUAACAAGACCAGGGAGGAGAGAGACCAGUUUGAUGAAGCAAGCAAUCAGAUUGUUGUACAUUUGAAAGCCAAGGAGGAUGAGCUUUCAAGAUCUGUUGCUUCGUGCAAAGUGGAAUCUGAUAUUGUCCAUACAUGGAUCAAUUUCUUGGAGGAUACCUGGCGGCUCCAGUCCUUUUAUGCUGAACUGAAGGAGAAGCAGACCAAUGAUGAGUUGGAGAAAUAUGGAAACUGUUUUUUGAAGUUGAUCAAGUAUCACCUUUCUGCAUGCAAGGAAGAACUGAGGCCUUCUAUAAAUCGUAUUAGGACAUUUGUGGAUAACCUGAAAAGAUUCAACGAAAGUCCGGAGAUGACUGAGAGCAUAGAUAGCGACAUAUCUAAAGAAUCUAACCCACGGAAAUUUCUGGAAGAGGAAUAUUUGGAAGUUGAGACAAAGAUUAUAGCGGCCUUCAGUGUGGUUGAUCACAUGAAGGAGCUGCUUUAUGCUGAACAAGGGAACACAUCGAGGAAAGAUGAUCCUGAGGCCAAAGAAUUAUUUGAUUUUGUUGAGAAAAUGAGAGCAGAAUUUGAAUCCAUUGAGAGGCCAAUACUAGAGAUUGAGACUCCUAAAGAAACGUUGACACCAUCUGAAGAGAGAUCACAAAAAGGUCCAUCUGAUGAUACUACACAAUCUAAUUCAUCUAAAUCCAAAGGGGUUGAGUCUCCCAAAUCAACCUCUAAUUCUAAAUCCAAAGGGGUUGAAUCUCCCAAGUCACCGCAAGCGGCAGCUGAACGCAUGGAUCCAGAAUCAGAACUGGCAAAACUGGAGCUAGAAUUUGGAAAAGUCAGCAAAGACUAUUCAACUGAUGAGAUUGGUGGCUGGGAGUUUGAUGAGCUUGAACAGGAACUCAGGUCAGGUAUUUCAGAAUCCAAAAAAUAGACUUGAAUUUGUAUUCUCUGAAAUAACAGCCAUGGAGGAGCCACUCUAUAUACGACAGUGAAUUGUUAUGUAGUAUGCUCUGUGAAACAUGAAUUGUAAAUUUACCUUUUGGGUAUAUAUUCUUUUUUCAACACAAUCUGUAUCUAUCUGGAUAAUCUAGAUACUGCAACUGUGUUUUUUCACCAUUCGCAGUUGCACUCUAUACUCGCA